GCAACAUUGUGAGCCCACGUCACAGACAUCGACACCUGGAAAUGGAACUUCGAUAACACACGCACCCAUCCACCAUGGCCGACGAAGAAGCGCCCAAAGAAUUUCCCGAUGUCAGCCAGAAGCUGGCCGCCCCGAAGAAGUUGUCCGCCUUCGAAAAGGAGCGACUAGCAGCGGAGGAGAAGCGUCGCCGGGAGCAGGCCGAGACAGCAGCUGCAUUAGCUGAAUUUGAGGAUUCCUUUGGUGGGAGUGACGACUACGAUGGCUACUCCAACUCGUCGCGAGGACCGCCGUCGGGGCCUGGGCGGGGAUAUGGAGGCUCCCGAGGCGGAUUUGGAGGACCUCCGCCCAGCCUGAAGCGAAAGCGAGCGUUGGAUGAAUUGCGAGAGCAGCAGGAGGUCCGACGGGAACAGGAAGCUCUGGCUGCCGAGUACAACCUGGGCGGGAAUGCAAGACGAGACGAGUCCAGCAGACAUACCCGAGCAGACGAAGACGAUCCCGGAGCUGCUGCGCCCAGGCCGACGGUACAGUUGUCCAAUUUACCGCCAUCUUUCAAUGAAGGUGUUGUGCGUGAGCUCCUGGCCGAUCACCUCAAGGUCCAUAGCGUUUCAAUAUCGCCGCCACUCAGGCAUGGCAGGAUGUCUGUGACGGCAAUAGCACUGCUGGACUACGAGACACCUACCUCUCAGAUUGAUACUGCCGUCAGUGCCCUCAGAGACCGCUACCUUGGAUGUGGCUUUCGACUGGUCAUCGCGCGCCAUUUGUCAUCAACAGCCCUGCCACCAGGCACGCUACCUGGCUCGGGAGCAGAACCGCAGCCCUUUGGCGCCGAAAAGAUCAACCGCGACCAGCCCAGAGGAGGAUAUAGUAUGCGCAAUGCCCCUCCACCUUCAGACUUCGCUCCUCCGGAUUCGUAUGAGCCGCGACCACCACGCAAUGGAGGCCUUGAAGCGGUGGCCCAUCUUUCUGUACAACCACCAUUGGAGAUUGCGAGCGUGAGAGCAAUUCACGUCAUAGUAGAACGGCUGUUGUCAGAGCCCAGCCCCGAGAAGGCCAUCGAGCUUGAAGCUGUCCUGAUGUCAAUGCCCGAAGUGGAAACUGAUGAGCGAUUCGCCUUUCUGUACGAUCCGCAUAGUCCGGAAGGAAUAUAUUAUCGCUACUUACUGUGGAAUGAUGACGAGGACUUUGAGGUUCUGCAGGAACAGAGACGAAUUCGCAGAGGUCCCGAACGGCCUUUUGAUGACGUCCCCAUUGACUGGAACAUCUUGCAGGGCGAUGUUCCGUUCAUGGAUCUCACCAAAUUGGGCGACGCGCUGAAUCAUCCCAACUAUGAAUCUUCCGAUGAGGAGAGCGAUGACGAAGCCGAGCAACGUAAAUUCAAUACGAGCCGGAGAGAAGGAGAGGGAGCGCCUUCUGCUGACAAGAAGCAUUUGACGCCUCUGCAGAUUGCUAAAUUCGCCUGGCUCCUCUCACGAUUGCCCACAACGCAAGCUAAGUUGCGACUUGGUGACAUUGCAGCUAUCUCGGCUUUCGCCAUCAAGAAUGCCGGCGCUGGGGCGGAAGAGAUAGUUGACAUGCUGGUCCUGAAUGUCGAGAAGCCAUUCGGCUCGACACAGUGCGGCAAAUUUGACGAGGAAGAUCCAAAUCAGGAUGACGAAGACGUCUAUGAACCGGAUGAGGAGCUACCAAGCAUCGAAGCUCACGGUCUUUCAGGCAGAGACAAAAAAGAGCAUGAUACCGACCCAUCUCAGAUCAAGCUUGUUGCUCUAUAUCUGAUCAAUGACAUUUUACACAACUCUGCAACAGCCGGAGUACGCAACGCUUGGAAGUACCGUCAACUGUUCGAAACGGCGUUUCGUCGACAGAGUACAUUUCAGACGCUUGGGUGUCUAGGCAAAGAUCUUGGAUGGGGAAGAAUGAAAGAGCAACAGUGGCGCAAUCGAGUGGGGGUGCUCUUCGAGAUCUGGGAGCGAAACAGCGUGUUUGCUGCAGAUGUAUUUGAUGAGUUCAAGAGAGGGUUCUUCGAGCAACCUGCCGAGGAUGGUCCCGAUCAGGGCGAUGAGGGCAAUCAGGACGGAAAAGUCACAGUGGGAGAUUUGAAACACCUUUCAAAGUUCAAGCGCAUUGAUGGCACCGCAUCACCUGCUGCUGCUUCGGAAUCUCCAGCACCGGCACCCAUCACUGGACCCGCAGCCGACACUGCAGCUCUGCUCAUGGAUGAUCGGCCGUUGGAUGAGGCAGAAGAGGCCGACUUGGAUGGCGCAUCUGUGGACCUGGACGGAGAUUCAGUGGACUUGGACGCGUCGCCACCGGAUGAAGUUAACGAUGGUCCUGAAGAGGGCGGUGGCCCGACAGCCGACGUGGAAAUGUCUGCGAUUGAGGACGAUACGUCAAAGACAGAUUCCCAUCUGCCUGCCGAUUCAGCAAAGGCUAAUGGCAAUGGCUUCUCCUUGAAGAGCUCCAGCGGGGGCAAAGCACAGCCUCCUGCUGAACCGGCUCGCAAGCGACAGGCAGAAGACAUGUUCGCUGAUAGUGAUGAUGAUUAAUGAAACUUCGGAGACCGCUAGUUUUCGGACGGCGAGUUCUCCACCUUACCCACA
Messenger RNA from Cercospora beticola, 2597 nucleotides. RefSeq lists its product as uncharacterized. Gene Ontology annotation, biological process: RNA processing. The record is from RefSeq and is a predicted model, not a curated record. Gene Ontology annotation, molecular function: RNA binding. Lineage: Eukaryota; Fungi; Ascomycota; Dothideomycetes; Mycosphaerellales; Mycosphaerellaceae. Gene Ontology annotation, cellular component: nucleus.